AUGUGGCACUCCAAAGGCUCAAUUUCAGCAGAUGGCGAGAUACUUCGAGUGCUGGUUAAUAGUUCAGCUCAGAUAAAAUGUGAUGUCGGUUCGAGCUUACCGGACGACAAAGUUUUACUUGUUGUUUGGUAUAAAAAUAAUCUCCCAAUUUAUAGUUUCGACACCCGAGGCGCUCAUGCAGGCACACCUUCGCAUUGGCGUGAUGAGGAUGUUCUGGAAGAUCGCGCCAUUUUUCGCACACAUAAAGAGCCCGCAGAAUUGAUAGUAAAUCCCGUACAGGAAAAGGAUGCAGGGAACUUUCGUUGUAGAGUGGAUUUCAAACUUUCGCAAACU
Messenger RNA from Teleopsis dalmanni, 333 nucleotides. RefSeq lists its product as uncharacterized. The transcript has 4 exons. NCBI's taxonomy places the organism in Eukaryota, Metazoa, Arthropoda, Insecta, Diptera, Diopsidae. The record is from RefSeq and is a predicted model, not a curated record. The annotation marks the transcript as partial.